Messenger RNA from Neodiprion fabricii, 3297 nucleotides. RefSeq lists its product as uncharacterized. The transcript is spliced from 10 exons. Gene Ontology annotation, molecular function: phosphatase activity. The record is from RefSeq and is a predicted model, not a curated record. NCBI's taxonomy places the organism in Eukaryota, Metazoa, Arthropoda, Insecta, Hymenoptera, Diprionidae. The coding region runs from base 175 to 2052 and encodes 625 amino acids. Gene Ontology annotation, cellular component: cytoplasm.
AAAUUAUGUAAACAAAGCCACGUGGUAUUCAAAAUAAUUCAGAUUGCCUUAGGACUUAUCUAGUGACCGUUAGCAGUAUUGUGUUGGAAUUCGACUUCUACUAAUCCGUCCAUAAUUGUGUUGAGACAUCCCGAUAUCACAAAAUAUGAGUUUCUAUUUACAGGCAAUCACACAAUGGCUGCAAGUGAUCUUCAAUCGUUGUCUAAAGAGGAGUUGAAGAGAUUUGUAAACUCGUUUGAUGUCGUUUUGUCGGACUGCGAUGGUGUCUUGUGGGUAGAAACUGAGCCAAUCCCUGGAUCUCCUCAAGUUGUGAGAAGGUUAAAAGUAAUUGGCAAAAAGUUCUUCUAUGUGACUAAUAACGCCACAAAAACCAGAGCGGAGAUUCUUGAAAAAUGUGAAAAACUGCAGUAUCAGGCUAAAUUGGAAGAAAUUAUGUGUACUUCGUACUUGGUAGCGGCAUACCUGAAAGAAAAAAAUUUUAAUAAGAAGGUGUAUAUCGUUGGUAAAGAAGCCAUAGGAAAGGAACUGAAUGCUGUGGGCAUUGAGUAUGUUGGAUUGGGGCCCGAUAGACUGGUCAGUGACGCGUUGGAGAUGAUUCAGAACUUCAAUCCAGAUCCUGAUGUUGGAGCAGUAGUGGUUGGUUUCGAUGAGCAAAUUAGUUUUCCAAAAAUAGCUAAGGCAGCAACCUAUGUCCAGGAUCCAAACGUACAUUUCAUUGGUACAAAUAGUGACAAUCGAAGGCCGUCGCCAAACUCAAACAUUUUUCCAGCGUCCGGUUGUAUGCUGAGAGUGAUUGAAGCAGCGGCAAAUAGAAAAGCUGUUUUACUUGGCAAACCAGAGCGUUACAUAAGCCAAACGAUCAUUUCCAAGUACGGCUUGAAUCCAGAAAGAACUUUAAUGAUUGGCGACAAAGGGGACACAGACAUCUUAUUGGGAAAACGGUGUGGAUUUAAAACACUUUUGGUUCUAUCGGGUGUAACGAGUCUAAACGAUUUAGAAAGAUGGAAAAAAUCCGACGACAAAGAGGAACGUGACUUAGUUCCCGAUUACUAUACGGAGAAACUUUCCGAUUUAUUACCUGUGCUAUCAAAUUUUCUAAACUUACCUUUUCUUGCUGUGGAAAUGGCCGGGGUGGAUUUGAAGACUCUGAAGAGACAUGAAAUUGAGGAUAUUUUACAAGGAAUCGACACCAUUCUUUCUGACUGUGACGGUGUGUUACGGUUGGCUACUGACGCUAUAAAGGAUGUUCCAAAGACAGUUACCAAGUUGAAACAAUCUGGGAAACGAUUUUUUUAUGUUACCAACAACCCAAUGGAAAGCCGUGAGGAAUUUAUUGAGAUAUCGAAAAGAAUGGGCUACUAUCCAAAGCCUGAAGAAAUUAUUACAGUUGCUCUUCUAGUUGCAAAGUAUCUUGAAGAAGUGAAUUUUAGUAAAAAAGUAUAUGUCCUUGGAAGCAGCGGAAUCGGUCGAGAAUUAGAUUUGGUUGGAAUUCAGCACACAGGAAUAGGUCCAGAUAUUAUGGAUCCAGAUAUAAGAACCUAUGCCCAAUCUUUUGUACCUGAUCCAGAAGUAGGAGCAGUGGUUGUCAGUUUUGACGUACACUUCAGUUAUCCAAAGCUGCUGAAAGCGGCGACAUAUCUGAGUGAUCCAAGCGUACUUUUCCUUGCUACAAGUGCGGACAUCCAAAUUCCAAUAUCCAAUGUAGCACUACCCGGUCCUGGUACCCUCCUAAAGUGUAUAGAGGCAUGCUCCGGGCGAAACGCUACUAUUCUGGGGAAGCCUGAGCCAUUCAUGAGAAAAGUGAUGGUCGACGCCUUCAACGUGACACCGAAGAGGACACUGUUCAUUGGCGACAAUGCUCGUACCGAUAUUUUGACAGGGAAGCGUUGCGGUAUGAAAACUCUACUCGUCUUAUCUGGAAUAUCUAAAAGAGAUGACAUCAAAGUCUGGACUCAAUCUGACAACCCAGAAACAAGGGAAUUCGUUCCUGACUAUUACACAGAUUCUUUAGCCGAUCUUCUUCCUUAUCUAAAAUGUAAAAGUUCAGAUUAGAUUCUAUUGGGAAAUAACUAAUUCACGAGGCUGGUGAAACGAUUUAAAAAAAUGUGCUCGUUGGAGAAUAAUGAUGAAGCUUCAAAAUCUUCAAGUGAUUUUGAAAUUAUUACUAGGAGGCCUAUGGCUAUAUUAUCGAAUUAGAUCCAGCCUCAAAUUUGAAAAAGUAUAUCUUAAUACGGUUAUGGGUCUCAAUUUUUAUUUAUACUAAUGUUUGAUAAAAUAUUACACUUGUUUUUCGAAUUUUAUACAAUUUCCUUGAAGAGAUUUAUUGUUAAUAAUAUUGGCCGUUUCUUUUUACAUUCACUUGUAUGACAUUCAUUUUUAGGGUAGACGUAGUUACGUAGUAAUUAGGUGAAGAGUACGUGGAAGUUUCAUUUAAAAACAAUUCCGCCUGCACCAAAUGUGAAAGUAUGGACGAGCACAUGCCUUUUCCAGUCUCUUCUUUCACGUAAAACUCCAACAACAGACAAAUAACCGAGAGGAACAAAUUUUUUCUAAUUUUUUUAUCUACUUUUGCGAGAUCAAUUUUUGCGCGCAUUAGUUUCGUUUCCUUGAAUCGCGAGUAAAUUCAAUUUAAUUUAGAAUCAAUUUAAAAUAGAUCUAUAUUAUAUAAAAAUUCCGAUAACAAGGAAUAAAUCUUUCACGUAAUAUGCAACAAUCGGUCGGAUAAAAUCAGUAUCUUUACUAUCAUAUUGACUUCUACGUCAUUAGCGCGCAUUAACAUGGCCAAGUACCAGUAACCUGCUGCGUUAUGGUGUAAAACAUUAUUAUUUUACAGUUUAAAAAACAUGUAUUAUGGUUUAUAGGUACAUGUAUAUACACGUUGUAAUAUUGUAAAUGAGGUCGUACAUUGGUCGGCUAUGUAGACGGAAUGUAUUUGCUAUCUACAAAUCUGAAUAAUAUAGUUUGUAAACUUCAAUGUCUCUAUUAAAAACGCAUUAAAUCAUUGGUAUCGCAACAUCGCGCAUUCUUCAAAGUUAUACUUUUCUCCGCGACUAUCUUUCUUACAAUUGGAGUCAAGUUUUAUAUUACUGAUAUAUCGCCCAUAUACAGAUGCGCCAAAAUCACUAGCAUGAUAUUUAUCUGCGAUUUUGGAUCUAUACUUCUUAAAUUACAACGCACGCGCGAUCCGUCGUUUCGUCUCGCUAUAAAAUUGUCCGAAGCAUCUGAAUUUCUUUGCUGAAACUUUCCCGUUCUUUUUCACACUUUGUACAACAAAUAAAUUAUUUCACUACAUACAUA